AUGGCGAACGUAGACGUGAUAACUGAGGCAGGCCCUGAGGUUGAGAACAAGACAGGAGUUCUGGAUCCAGAGCACAGGGAUUAUCUGCUGUCCCGACACAAGACAUUGGAGCUUCACCCAUUUCCAAGCAGAGAUCCGGCGGAUCCUCUCAACUGGCCCGAUUGGAAGAAAAACCUGAACCUCUUCUUAAUCGCCUUCCAUGCCAUGAUGACGACGUUUAUAGCGGCUGGAAUUAUCCCUGCCUACGAGCUGUUUGUCAGGGACUUUGGGAUCACAAUCUCCCAGGCGUCCUACUUGACCAGCGCGCAGGUUCUGAUUUUGGGACUGUCGCCCCUUUUCUGGAAGCCCGUUUCUGAUCGCUGGGGCCGGAGACCGAUUUGGCUGAUCUCGACGUCUUGCUCCAUGAUAUGCAACAUUGGCUGCGCCGAGAGUCGCACCUAUGCCGCCCAGGUCGUGACCCGGAUCCUGGUGGCCUUCUUCAUCUCCCCGGCGAUUGCAAUCAGCAGCGUUGUGGUUGCCGAGACAUUUUUUGCCGAGAACAGAGGGCAAAAGAUGGGCAUAUGGACGCUCAUGGUAACACUAGGUGCACCGACCGGGCCCUUCCUUUUAGGCUUUGUGGCUUAUGCGACGGACAGCUGGAAGUGGAUCUACUGGAUCUUUGCCAUCACGAACGGCGUGCAAUGUAUUGCCUACUUCAUCUUCUCCCCGGAGACGCUGUUUGCCAGGGAGGGAGGAGUCAAGCUCAACAAGAAGCGCACUUUCUGGCAUGAUCGUUUAAAUUUUCGGCUCGGAGGGCAACCACACAUUGUUGCUUCAGAUUUUGUCUCUCCGCUCAAGCUGGCAUCCUACCCACAUAUUGUUAUUCCCGCGGUUGCAUAUGCCAUCGUUUUCAACUUUGCUAGCAUCCUUGCUACUGUUGAGAUACCCCAGAUAUUCACACCAAAGUUCGAGUUUAACGUCCAGCAAAUUGGCUUGCAGUUCAUCGGCAUUAUUGUUGGAUCGCUGGUUGGAGAAGUCCUUGGUGGACUUGGAAGUGAUCAAUGGAUGCGUUAUCAGCAUAAACGCAAUACUAGAUCACGCAAAGUCACGCCCGAGGAUCGCCUGUGGGUGGACAGACUGCAGUCGUACAACGUAACGCCAGUUGUUGGUCUUGGCAUAGCAGCAUUUGGGAAUCAGGUCAUUUCUACGGUGCUCGUGACAUAUGCGGUAGAUUGUCACGACGAACUUGCGGCUAGUAUUGGAGUGUUCAUCAAUUUCGUGCGCAGCACAUGGGGUUUCAUCGGUCCCUUCUGGUUCCCAUAUAUGUUCUCCAGUAUUGGGCUUAGUGGAAGCGGUGGUUUGAUGGCAGGAAUCAUCGCAAUGUGUGCAAUCUUACCAAUCAUGUUCAUCCACUGGAAGGGUCGAGCUUUGCGGAAGAAGUGA
This is a messenger RNA of Pestalotiopsis fici W106-1, 1422 nucleotides long. RefSeq lists its product as uncharacterized. Bases 1 to 1422 code for a protein of 473 amino acids. The record is from RefSeq and is a predicted model, not a curated record. Lineage: Eukaryota; Fungi; Ascomycota; Sordariomycetes; Amphisphaeriales; Sporocadaceae. Gene Ontology annotation, biological process: transmembrane transport. The transcript has 5 exons. Gene Ontology annotation, molecular function: transmembrane transporter activity.